UUUGCAGCAGCACUGCAUAUUUUAGCCAAUUCUAUCUCCUUAUGGUCAGCAUUCAUCCACUCUCUCUUCCUAUCUUCAUACAUACACUCUCCAUCUCCUUUCUCCCAACUACGGAUAAGCCACGCCUAUGGCCUUUUGGGAGAAGCAUUUGCUCCUCCUCGCCUUCCUCUGCGCGGCCCUCCUCAUCCAAGAUGCCACAGGGUGUAGAGUUGGACCGGGAAAUGGCAGAAAUUAUGUUAUUGCAUCAUCAGGAGGAAUACAAGAUGGCUCUAGAAGAUUGCUGAUUGGCUCGGUGGCACCAACGUGCACCUACAACGAGUGCAGAGGGUGCCGGUUUAAGUGCAGAGCCGAGCAAGUUCCUGUUGAAGGCAACGAUCCUAUAAACAGUGCUUAUCAUUACAAAUGUGUUUGUCACAGAUAGAAUUUUUCGCACCUUUGAGUUUUUGUCCAAAUGUAGGAGCAUCAGCCUUUCCUUAUGUUUUGAUACUAUAUUAUUACUACUGAAAAAAUAUAGAUUCAUUUUGUCCAGAA
This is a messenger RNA of Salvia hispanica, 531 nucleotides long. Its product is annotated as EPIDERMAL PATTERNING FACTOR-like protein 9. Gene Ontology annotation, biological process: positive regulation of stomatal complex development. NCBI's taxonomy places the organism in Eukaryota, Viridiplantae, Streptophyta, Magnoliopsida, Lamiales, Lamiaceae. The record is from RefSeq and is a predicted model, not a curated record.